Molecule: messenger RNA, 1072 nt
Organism: Ectocarpus siliculosus
Lineage: Eukaryota; Phaeophyceae; Ectocarpales; Ectocarpaceae
Source: the annotation of a GenBank genome assembly
GCAUGGUGCUUGCUAGCGGUACAGAAAGGUGUCCAACCCGCAGCAGGAGCCGUGUUAUUACUACAACUGAAAAGAAUCGAUAGCGUUGUCGUGCUCAACGAAGAAACGCUAACGUUCACGCCCAUAUUUUGUCGCCGGCCUCCCCUUCCUACCUCGCCACAACAAACAACAAACAACAAACACACCGCCGCAUCAGUCUUUGGCCCCAGGCAGCUUGAGCCUGAACCUGCGGGGUGUACGGCCGGACGACGCCCCCGGUUUUCAUGCCGCGGUGGCGGACCUGGUGCCCAAGUGCGUUACGGUGCCGGUAACGACCAAGGCUCUGUCGGAAAAGUUCAAGUUCUCCCCCAAGAAGGACUACGAAGCGGACCGGCUGAUGAUGUCCAGCCUGCAGCUGUCGGACGGGACCGUGGUCGUACUAGACGAGACAAGCCUCGAACCCGGGCAAGUCGGCACGGAAGGCGUCACCAAUCUCGCCGCACUGAACUCCCUCAUGUCGCUCCAAAAGGUCCCCUACGACUUCGGGUUCUACAAGAUGGACUUCGAAGUGGACCACCCGACGAUAUCGCUGUCCGCCCGGGGGUCCGUGGUUCCCGCCGGCGCGGUUGUGCCCGUCGUCGUCGAUGCAUGCGGCGGAACCUCUUCCGGCUCGGAGGACCAAGCGCUGUUGGCGAGGUUGCGCAUUUACCUGGAGGCGACUCGUCGGACGGAGCUGUCGCUGGAUGACAAGUCGUCGGCCCUGGCGGAGGAGGAUUUCGUUAAGGCCCGACAGCAGGGGCAAGCGGUCACGGGGGAAGACUUCCACCGGAUGCUCACGAUAGCCCGGCUGACGGCGCUCUCCCUCGGAGACGAGGCGAUGACGGCAAGUCACUGGAGCCACAUGAAGGACCUGGAGGCGAGAGUGGCGGCUCGGGUGCAACAACUCGCCAGCGGGGCGACAACCGGCGGUCGCCGUACCGCAGCAGGCGGCGGCGUUCCGGCUGCUGCUGCUGCGGCUCCUGCUGCCGGGGCGACGCCGAUCUCACCAGGUGGUCAAGCAGGCCCCCUGAACGCGAUUCCUGAGAACGAGUGA